UGCAAAAACCGCAAGUAUUUAAUAUUCAACUGCAUCACGAUAUAGUAGUACUAGCAUUUAUCAAGCACACAGAUAACAAAAAUUGACCAGGAGCUCUGAAAAAUGUGGAAGGGUAGUUUUCUCAAAAUGAAAACUGAUACGGCGGCUAAUUCAGUGCUGAGUUCUGAUUUUAAAGAACUUGGACAAGUGGCUAAGAGACUCGCUGAUGAUGCCAUCAGACUUGGUGGCACUGGUGGAUUUUUUACUACUACUCUUGCAUGGAUCGCUUCUUUUGCAGCUAUUUAUCUGUUGAUCCUGGAUAAAACCAACUGGAGAACCAAGAUUCUAACGGCACUUCUAGUUCCUUACAUCUUCUUGACUCUUCCUUCAAUUAUCUUUGACUUGCUCAGGGGAGAAAUCGGCAAAUGGAUUGCUUUUGUCGCUGUGAUAAUGCGUCUGUUCUUCCCUCAAAACAUCAAGAGUUAUCUAGAAUUGCCAGGCGCGAUGAUCCUUAUCUGUGUAGUGGCACCUAGCCUGGUUUCCGACUACAUAAGGAACAGCUGGAUUGGCGUAGCCAUAUGUCUUGGUAUUGGAUGUUACUUGCUGCAGGAACACAUACGAGCCUCUGGAGGGUUUAGGAAUUCAUUUACAAAGAGCAAUGGGAUUUCAAAUUCAGUCGGGAUUGUUCUUUUGGUGGUGUAUCCAGUCUGGGCUCUGCUAUUUAUAUUAUUUUAGAUGUUAUAUUGCAUCUGCUUGCGAGUCCUUUAAAUCUUCUGUACUUAUGAUCACACAGUUGUGUGCAACUCUGCCUUUAUUUCAGUUGAUCUUUUAGUUUGUCUCCAGUUUUGUGUUGCUGGUGAUUGUCACUGUUAUUUGCUUGAGCGUAAUAAUAAAUUAACAGCUAAAGCUGGUUUCAGUUUGAAAA
Daucus carota subsp. sativus is the source of this 904-nucleotide messenger RNA. RefSeq names its product cold-regulated 413 plasma membrane protein 1. NCBI's taxonomy places the organism in Eukaryota, Viridiplantae, Streptophyta, Magnoliopsida, Apiales, Apiaceae. The record is from RefSeq and is a predicted model, not a curated record. Gene Ontology annotation, cellular component: membrane. The transcript has 4 exons. Bases 103 to 714 code for a protein of 203 amino acids.